Messenger RNA from Conger conger (European conger), 4643 nucleotides. It is a transcript of the gene znf711, whose product is annotated as zinc finger protein 711. NCBI's taxonomy places the organism in Eukaryota, Metazoa, Chordata, Actinopteri, Anguilliformes, Congridae. Gene Ontology annotation, biological process: regulation of transcription by RNA polymerase II. Bases 479 to 2800 code for a protein of 773 amino acids. The record is from RefSeq and is a predicted model, not a curated record. The transcript is spliced from 9 exons. Gene Ontology annotation, molecular function: metal ion binding; RNA polymerase II transcription regulatory region sequence-specific DNA binding; DNA-binding transcription factor activity, RNA polymerase II-specific. Gene Ontology annotation, cellular component: nucleus.
AGCAGGUACCUCAGGAGUAUUGAGAUAGUCAUUCGGCGGUCCUUUUCAUAGAAAAGUGCAAUUGCGUCCACAGACGCCCCGGUCUAUAUUGCCCUGCAGCAUCCAAUUUUAAACCCAGAAAAACACUACAGCCUUUCACUCGAGUGACGUAAAUAGACAGGGAUCUGCUGCGAAGGAGGCCGCGCGCGAUGUCUCCCCCUCCCUCCUCUACUGUCAGCAAGAAGCCUGAUUGGUCCAGGCCUGGAAAAGAGAGUUCGAGAAUCCAGAAUGUGCAGGCCGCGACGUCCCUACUGUGGGAAAAAAUAGCAAAACAGGCUGUGACUAAACUAAGAAAGACGAAAACCUUCCCAGAACAGAAAAGAAAAUUCAAAAACAGGUUAGUUUAUUCCAGGACACAAGAAGAACCUUAUUUUUUAACCAUUUUAUGUUUUUGCCAGGACGUUGGAAUCAAAUGUGAAGCUUUAGGAAAUAAAAGACAAUGGACCAAGGUGGUGGGGUCUUGGAGCUACACUCGCAGGAUCUGAAAAUGCCCCACACUAUGAUAAUGCAAGACUUUGUGGCGGGUAUGGGGGGCAUGGCCCACAUCGACGGAGACCACAUCGUGGUGUCGGUGCCCGAGGCCGUGCUGGUGUCGGACGUGGUGACGGAUGAGGGCAUCACGCUGGAGCACGGGCUGGAGGCGGAGGUGGUGGAGGGCCCGGACGUGGGCCAGGAGGACGUGGUGACCUCCGAGGGCGUGAUGGUGCCGGAGUCGGUGCUGGGGGCGGAGGUGGCCAUCGAGGAGGCGCUGGGCGGCGACCACCACGUGCUGACGGCCGACCUGAUGGGCGAGUCGGACCAGGUGUUUGUGGCCGACCUGCUCUCUCACCAGCAGGAGGGCCACCUGGAGCACGAGAUGGUGGCCGAGGAGGUGAUGGUGGCCAACGCCGACGGGGACGCGGUCAUCCAGACGCACGAGGGCAUGCCCACCUCCACCGUCACGCUGAAGACUGGCGAGGAUGAGGACGGCAAGAGCACCUCCGAGGACUACCUGAUGAUCUCCUUGGAUGAUGUUGGCGAGAAGCUGGACAUCGGCAGCACCCCGCUGAAGAUCAGCACGGAGGUGACUCAGGGCGACUGCUCCAAGGAGGGCGGCUACGGCUCAGAGGUCAUCAAGGUGUACAUCUUCAAGGCGGAGGCCGAUGACGAUGUGGAGAUAGGCGGGACGGAGGUGGUGACGGAGAGUGACUUCCACAACGGUCACGCGGUGCUGGAGACGGGGAACGUGGGAAGGCUGUCCCGGGAGAAGAUGGUGUACAUGGCCGUGAAGGACUCGUGCCAGGGGGACGAGGACAUCGACUGCGCGGAGAUAGCAGACGAGGUGUACAUGGAGGUGAUCGUGGGGGAGGAGGAGGCGCCGCCCGCCAUUCAGGAGUCUCAGCUGGAGGAUCCCGCCGUGAACAAGACCUUUGUGCCUGUGGCCUGGGCGGCCGCGUACGGGAACAACCUGGACAGCCGGUUGGAGAAUAAGAACGGCACCGCCACCCAGUACCUGCAGAUCAGCGACAGCCUGAGCACCAGCAGGGCCCUCAAGCAGAAGGCCAGGAAGAAGAAGAAGGGCGAGACGCGGCAGUGCCAAACGGCUGUGAUAAUUGGGCCGGACGGGCAGCCCCUGACGGUCUACCCGUGCCACAUCUGCGGGAAGAAGUUCAAGUCGCGGGGCUUCCUGAAGCGCCACAUGAAGAACCACCCAGACCACAUGUUCAAGAAGAAGUACCAGUGCACCGACUGCGACUUCACCACCAACAAGAAGGUGAGCUUCCACAACCACCUGGAGGGCCACAAGCUCAUCAUCAAGAGCGAGAAGGUCCCGGAGUUCACCGAGUACACGCGGCGCUACCGCGAGGCCAGCCCGCUCAGCUCCAACAAGCUCAUCCUGCGCGACAAGGAGCCCAAGCUGCACAAGUGCAAGUACUGCGACUACGAGACGGCCGAGCAGGGCCUGCUCAACCGCCACCUGCUGGCCGUGCACAGCAAGAACUUCGCCCACGUGUGCGUGGAGUGCGCCAAGGGCUUCCGCCACCCAUCGGAGCUGAAGAAGCACAUGCGCACGCACACGGGCGAGAAGCCCUACCAGUGCCAGCACUGCGAGUUCCGCUGCGCCGACCAGUCCAACCUAAAGACUCACAUCAAGAGCAAGCACGGCACCGAGCUGCCCUUCAAGUGCGGCCACUGCCCGCAGGCCUUCGCCGACGAGCGCGAGCUGCAGAAGCACAUGGAGAUCUUCCAGGGCCACAAGACGCACCAGUGCCCGCACUGCGAGCACAAGAGCACCAACUCCAGCGACCUGAAGCGCCACGUCAUCUCGGUGCACACCAAGGACUUCCCGCACAAGUGCGAGGUGUGCGAGAAGGGCUUCCACCGGCCCUCGGAGCUCAAGAAGCACUCGGAGACCCACAAGGGCAACAAGGUGCACCAGUGCCGGCACUGCGACUUCAAGAUCUCGGACCCGUUCACGCUCAGCCGCCACAUCCUGUCGGUCCACACCAAGGACCUGCCCUUCAAGUGCAAGCGCUGCAGGCGGGGCUUCCGGCACCAGAUCGAACUGAAGAAGCACAUGAAGACUCACAGCGGCCGAAAGGUCUACCAGUGCCAGUACUGUGAGUACAACACUACGGACGCCUCAGGUUUCAAGCGCCACGUCAUCUCCAUACACACCAAGGACUACCCGCACCGCUGCGACUACUGCAAGAAGGGCUUCCGCCGGCCCUCGGAAAAGAACCAGCACAUAAUGCGCCACCACAAAGACACCUUGAUGUAACGUCGCAGGACGGGGAGAGGGAACGUACCAUUCGGAGGGUUAAAUGAUGUUCGACUCGACUGUUCUCCUUUCCAGUGCUCAUCCCCUACCCUCUGUGAAACGAGUCUUAAAGAAUUGAUGCUAGCAGUGAAAAGUACUAGACUGAGCAUGCUGGGUGUGGUUUUGAGAGGAGAGGAACGGGGUAUUGGGUGAGCAGUGGAGGGGAACGGCAUCACUCCAUGCUAUAUGUAAUUAUUUUCUCCUUGAUUUGUUGCAAAACCUGUCAACAUUCAGGGUUUUUUUGUUUUUGUUUUAGUAACCCACUUUGGUUAAAUGCUGCAAGCAAAUAAUGUUCUCAGUGUUGGGAGAGAUGAGGCUUACGGAACAUCUCGUACUAUCAAACCGAAAUCCUCUGUGUGGCUUUUCCAUCUUUAAACUACCCGAAUGUGGUGCGCUUCAUCCUCAGUGAAUAACAUGUAUAUCCUUUUCACCAAAUAUCAAGCCUUUGUCAUUUGUUUUUGCUGAUCAUUUCCUUUAAACCCAAUCUGGGCAAUUUCAUUAAUUUGAGCUGUAGCCCAUUGAUGUUGCAAAACUUGGAAAAUGUUUACAUAUUCACCAUGCCCUGAUGUAGCUACAGCUGCAGGAAAAAAAAAAAAAAAAAAUCAGAUCACUAGAUUUUAGGCUUCUAUGUUCUAUGAACACGUAAUUGAAUUGUGUCGAAUGUUCUGUUAUCUUAAGUAUCCAACAGUCAAACUGGAAAAAUGAUCAAAUUGGUAAUUUCAGUCCUAAGGGUCAUGAAGUUGAAUUGUGACUCACCUUGUGAUUCCCACUAUUUGAGUGUAUACAUGGUUACACAUAACUACCUGACAGAUAUACAUGCGCACCCAUAUAGUCAAAUACUUCUGCUCACAAGCUCACAAUCAUGCCUUACUUGUAAUUGUAAUUUCAUGCACUGUAUUUAGUAAAAUGUAAUCAAAUUGAUUUAAUUUGUAAAAAGUCUCUGUGAUGUAUAAGUAAGUUGAGUGAUUCUCUGAAACUUUGUGUAUAUUUUAGUAAAGUGAACUCGUUUUCCAAGUUCUCAAACAGAAACAGGAAAUGGGUAUUUUCAAGUUUGUGUUCCCUAGCCAAUGCAUUGUCUGAUCGUGGGACAUGGAGUUGGAACUGUCUGUUCAUUUUCACCUCACUUGCACAGUCUUGGUUCUUUCCCUUGCAGUAAUACUCCAGUUAUAAAUCUGAACGAAGCCUUACCACAAGUAAAUGUUUAGCGCAGAGGUGACCUCCCCCCCCCCCCUUUGUGAGAUUGAGUGGGACUGCGUGGGGGUGGUUGUGCCUUUGUCUUUUUGUUUGUCACACAUUGAGCACUGAUCUGAAAAUCAUCGGUCUGCUCGCCUAAAAGUAUCCUGUGUCCUGUCUUGGCCCUCAGCUCUAAAUUUGGCUGUGCUAAGUGCAUCCUAUAGCUCACAGCCAAUCGAUUUGUACCAUUUCAGGUGGACUGCCCCCUCCCCCUUCCCUUUUCCUGUUCCUAAGGCACCUUGUUAUGUUGUAUACAAAUGGGUCUAAAACAAAGGUUUUUGAUCCCCUGAAAUGUUAGUGCACCCAGAAUAUAGUAGCCUAAAUAUAGACUUCAGGUAUCACAGAAAGUGGUGUGCUGGCUUAUUAAAAUGCAUUAUAUUGCCCUCUGUAUUCUGUAACUGCUGUACAUUAAACAAACUGAUGACCGUGGACCUUGUUUUCCCACGACAAAGCGGUCACAUGAUCCAAUGUAUGCUUUUUAAAUAUUUCUGUUUUUAUUUUAUUUUUUGAUGUUGGUUGGUGGAUUAACAGUAAGGGGGAACAAAAAUAAAUAUAAUUUUUUUUAAGGACA